AUGCGCGUCCAAAGGAGUAUUACCAAUGACGACAGGUACAGCGGCAGCAACAACACCCUUGUGAUGGAGACAGAAUCUACACUGGAAUUUACGUGUCAGUUUCAGUUGCAAAUGUACCCAGUCGACCGGCAGAACUGUUUCCUUCUCUUCACUCUACCGGGUCUUAGCAAGGACUUUGGUCUCUUGAUAAAAGAUGAAGAUGGAGUCACCUUUGAAGGGUCACGGUACUUGCUGGAGUACGAGCUAGUGGGCGAAACUCUGACUGAGGAAAUGGAAGGAAGGUUUUCCUUAAUGCAGGGUGAAAUUCUCGACAUCCAAAAGAGGCUCACAUUUAAGCCGUAUAUUGAUAUUCGUCUCGAGUUCAGGAAUCUUUACGGCUACUACAUCGGCAACACCUUCGUCCCGAGCCUCUUCCUCGUCAUCAUCGUCUACCUUACACUCUACUUCGAUAUUAACGACUUCGAGGACCGGGUCAUGGUGUCCCUGACCUCGCUUCUCGUGCUGGCGACCUUCUUCACGCAGACGAGCUCCAGCAUCCCGAGGACCUCUUACCUCAAGCUCAUCGACGCCUGGUACGUGGCCCUCAUCUGCCAGAACUUCCUGGUCAUCGUGUCCUUGGUCGUGGUCGAGAACCUCCGCCUCCGGGACAAGCCCAUGACGACCCGCGUGACACCGAUGGGCGUGAAGUCGUACGAGGGAGAUGAGGUCCUGCUUUAUAAGAAGGUCAAUUUCUUCCUCAAGUUCGUCUUUCCUCUGAUGCUGUUUGGGAUUCUGACGUCGUUCUUCUCCUUCUGGAGUAGGAAUUAG
Penaeus vannamei (Pacific white shrimp) is the source of this 807-nucleotide messenger RNA. The record is from RefSeq and is a predicted model, not a curated record. NCBI's taxonomy places the organism in Eukaryota, Metazoa, Arthropoda, Malacostraca, Decapoda, Penaeidae.